This is a messenger RNA of Meleagris gallopavo (turkey), 4548 nucleotides long. It is a transcript of the gene CNNM2, whose product is annotated as cyclin and CBS domain divalent metal cation transport mediator 2. Gene Ontology annotation, biological process: transport; magnesium ion homeostasis. Gene Ontology annotation, molecular function: magnesium ion transmembrane transporter activity. Lineage: Eukaryota; Metazoa; Chordata; Aves; Galliformes; Phasianidae. Gene Ontology annotation, cellular component: plasma membrane. The record is from RefSeq and is a predicted model, not a curated record.
AUGCGGCGGUUCUGCAGACCCGGCGCUGCGGCGGCCGUGCUCCGAGUCCUGCAGCCACGGGCCCUGGCGCUGAGCGGCAGUGCCGUCCCAGCUCGGACCGAUCUCAGCCAUCGCUGCGGCAUCCGCACGUCGGACAUCAUCAUUCUGCCGCACAUCGUGCUCAACCGCCGCACCUCCGGCAUCAUCGAGAUCGAGAUCAAGCCCCUGCGCAAGACGGAGAAGAGCAAGUCCUACUACCUGUGCACCUCCGUCUCCGCCGCCGCGCUGGGGCCCGGGGCCGCCGGGAGGAUGGUAGACGCCGAGGGGCGGGACGGGCCGCCGCCGUGGGGCGAGACCACCUGGAUCUACCACGACGGAGAGGACACUAAGAUGAUCGUGGGCGAGGAGAAGAAGUUCCUGCUGCCCUUCUGGCUGCAGGUGAUCUUCAUCUCGCUGCUGCUCUGCCUCUCGGGCAUGUUCAGCGGCCUCAACCUGGGCCUGAUGGCCCUGGACCCCAUGGAGCUGCGCAUCGUGCAGAACUGUGGCACCGACAAAGAGAAGAACUACGCCAAGCGCAUCGAGCCUGUGCGCCGCCAGGGCAACUACCUGCUGUGCUCCCUCCUGCUGGGCAACGUCCUGGUCAACACCACGCUGACCAUCCUGCUGGACGACAUCGCUGGCUCUGGGCUGGUGGCCGUGGUGGUCUCCACCAUCGGUAUCGUCAUCUUCGGCGAGAUCGUGCCGCAGGCCAUUUGCUCUCGGCACGGCCUGGCCGUGGGCGCCAACACCAUCUUCCUCACCAAGUUUUUCAUGAUGAUGACCUUCCCGGCCUCCUACCCGGUCAGCAAGCUGCUGGACUGCGUGCUGGGCCAGGAGAUCGGUACGGUCUACAACCGUGAGAAGUUGCUGGAGAUGCUGCGGGUCACCGACCCUUAUAACGACCUGGUCAAGGAGGAGCUCAACAUCAUACAGGGAGCCCUGGAGCUGCGCACCAAGACAGUGGAGGAUGUGAUGACUCCGCUCCGAGACUGCUUCAUGAUUGCUGCUGAGGCUGUGCUGGACUUCAACACCAUGUCUGAGAUCAUGGAGAGCGGCUACACCCGCAUCCCCGUUUUUGAGGGUGACCGCUCCAACAUCGUGGACUUGCUCUUCGUCAAGGACCUGGCUUUUGUGGACCCUGAUGACUGCACUCUGCUCAAGACCAUCACCCGCUUCUACAACCACCCGCUGCACUUUGUCUUCAACGACACCAAGCUUGACGCCAUGCUGGAGGAGUUCAAGAAAGGCAAGUCUCACCUGGCUAUAGUACAAAGAGUAAACAAUGAAGGAGAAGGGGACCCUUUUUAUGAAGUCCUGGGAAUUGUCACUUUAGAAGAUGUGAUUGAAGAGAUCAUCAAGUCAGAAAUUCUGGAUGAAACAGAUCUAUACACUGAUAACAAGACGAAAAAGAAAGUAGCUCAUCGAGACAGGAAGCAGGACUUCUCUGCCUUCAAGCAGACAGACAGCGAGAUGAAGGUUAAAAUAUCACCGCAGCUCCUCCUGGCAAUGCACCGCUUCCUGGCAACAGAAGUAGAAGCCUUUGGUCCAUCCCAGAUGUCCGAGAAGAUCCUUCUCAGGCUGCUAAAACAUCCCAACGUCAUCCAGGAGCUGAAAUAUGACGAGAAGAACAAAAAAGCCCCAGAACACUACCUCUACCAGCGAAACAAGCCUGUCGACUACUUUGUUCUCAUUUUACAGGGGAAGGUGGAAGUGGAGGCUGGGAAGGAGGGGAUGAAGUUUGAAGCUGGUGCUUUUUCCUACUAUGGGGUGAUGGCCCUCACAGCAUCGCCAGUUCCCUUGUCCCUGUCUCGUACCUUUGUUGUCAGCAGAACAGAGUUGUUAGCAGCAGGUUCUCCAGCUGAAAACAAGUCUCCACCUCGGCCCUGCGGCUUGAAUCACUCAGACUCUUUAAACCGAAGUGAUCGCAUCGACGCAGUGACACCAACGUUAGGGAGCAGCAACAACCAGCUGAAUGCGUCCUUCCUGCAAGUGUACGUUCCUGACUACUCAGUGAAAGCACUCACAGACAUUCAGUUUGUCAAGAUCUCAAGACAGCAGUACCAAAAUGCCCUGAUGGCAUCCCGGAUGGACAAAACACCUCAGUCCUCGGACAGUGAAAACACUAAAAUCGAACUGACUCUUACGGAGCUGCAUGACGGUUUGCCGGACGAGACAGCAAACCUGCUGAACGAACAGAACUGUGUGACUCACAACAAGCCCAACCACAGUAUGCACAGUGAAGGAGCCAUCUAGGAGCUGACUCCCCACGACCCACCCAUCCCAUCUCCUCAGCAGGACCAGCCCUCGCUCCUUCCCUGUCUCCUCCCCGAGUGUGACACCGUUAGUACGUGCUUGCAACACUGUGCUGCAUCCAGUGUUCUGAGACCAAAGACUUUUGCGUCCGUUGUGGGAGCAAGAAGAGGAAGAAACAGGAAGAAAGGAGCAAAGAGCAAGACAGAGAGACUAAAGCCCCAAGUGUACUUUGGGAAUGGUGAGCCACCCUUGAGAACAAUGAUAAUACUUCUUGCAAAGUAGAAUCAUGUUUAUUUUUUAUCUGUAUUUUUGAUCCUUGUUGGGUUUUUCCUCCUCAGACACAUAUGGAGAAGUUUAAAAACUGCUCCGGUUAUUUUUUCAAGAGAGAUCAUGUUUUUGAAGAGUAUUUUGCAGAGUUUUAAAUUGUUUCUGUCCCUCCCCAACCUCAACUAGGCUCUGUCGUGGUUUUGUGAGUUGUCCUUAGGCCUCUUUUCACCUCUCUCUGUUCCUUUUUGUUGCCAUGUCGAAGAAGUUAGUAACUGGUACUUGUAUGUAUUUGUGUCCUAAGAAUGAGUGAGCGAGCUUCAAGGAACCUCUGGUUUUAGCCACCUGGAGGGUCACGGGAUGAGUAUUAUUACAUUCUUCCAGUUAAGUUUCAGGGAAGGAGUGGUUAUUUUAAUAUUUAAUGAUCUCUCGAAUUUCAGAAGGUUUAUUUGUAAAACAGGCAAACACAUUGUUACACUCUACAGUUUUGUGACCUCCAAAAACUUUGCGUAUGUUGAAGGUGACUCUGGGGGAAGAAUUUAAGUAGCAAAGCUGUGGUCUCAUGAGAUGAAAGCCAGGUGUAAUUUUCAAUACCAAAGUCACUGGGUGGUUUUCUGUUGACUCUCCUGACAAUUGCUUGGCGAAGUAAUGUGUGCACCCAAAACCAACAAACUUUUAAGCACCCACGUGCUGUAGUGGUCUGUACACCGUUACCUCGGCCAGGGCAGAUUGCAGUGUUUGUUAGUAACAGAGUACAGCAGUCCUUUUCCUUCCCUUAAAUCUCUAGUGUUAACACAAGAGAUGCUGCUACAGUUAUGCCCAAAGUACAUCCUCCAGGUGACAGAAAACCUCUGCCAGUGCAAGGACAGCUCUGCUGAGGAGUUGGGACCAUCCUGUCCUCUCCAGGAACUGACAAAAACUUUCCAGACGUGAGUGUAUUGCACUUCAGGGAUUCAGAGAGGUUCAUUCCCAGGCUGUUCCCAACCGUAUUCCUUCCAUUGAGUGGUUUUGGUGCAUUUCCUUCUCUUUGGCCCCUCUUAACAGCCAUUUUAGGGAUGACUGUGGUAGCAGAGCAGAGAGCCUCCUGCCCAGGUGCCACCAUUGUGGGGCAGCAGGUGCCAGGUACUCCACCCCAAAGCCUAAAUGCAGCCUUGGUGCAGCGAGGGGCACCUGUGGCAGUUGUGCAUUGCGUGUUCCCUGGUCCCAUGAAUGGAGUUUAAGUCCUCAAAUGAAAAAAAACCAAACCAAUAACAAAAACAAAAAUGUUCCCCCCUCUUAUCCUCUCCCUUUCCAGUGCCGUCUCAAACAGAAUGUGAAUGUUGCCCUCAGUAUUAAUGCAAGCAGAGAUCAAUAAACAAGGCAUUGUGAUUUCUCUGUUCCAAGACCCGUGGCCCCUGAUUAUGUAGCAUCUCCUUUCCUUUCUUUACACCCAGAUAGUCUCCCCUGACCCCCAGGGAAGCCCCGAAUGCAGCUGCCAGAGCUCUGUGCCUGCCUGGGUUAGGGGGGCACUCACCUCCAGUGCCUGCGGUCUGCCUUGGUAAAUGGUGGCAGGAAACAGUGCUGCAGUAACUCCCUGCAGGAAACCGGGUGUGCAGCUCUGGAGCAGGCUUGGGGAUACAAAGCAGGGCCCCGAGGCUUAACUCCUUUAUCAGCUUUGCAUUAGCACGUUCUGGGUCCUGUCUAAAAGCCACCACUCCGAGGCGCCCCACACUGCACCAAGUUGCCAGUGUUGCAACUUUCUCCCAAAGCAAAGUGUUGAGAUGUGACGGUGUUUGCCUUGGCAUGGUGAGCCCCUCACUGUGCUGCUGUUUCUGUAAGUGUUACUGAAUGUAAAGGUCUGUUGGAUGUGACCAACACGGUAGUGAACUUGAGAUGCAGUAUCUGUUUUGUAAAACCUGCCAAAGGAGGGGAGGCUCAAGUGGAGGCUGCCCAUUGGAUAUGACUUCUGCUUCUUAUGGCAGGUUAUGGAUUUGUUUGAGUGUCUGUUUACCUUUAAAAAAAAAAAAAAAAAAA